Molecule: messenger RNA, 951 nt
Organism: Scylla paramamosain (green mud crab)
Lineage: Eukaryota; Metazoa; Arthropoda; Malacostraca; Decapoda; Portunidae
Exons: 4
Coding region: 90-443 (117 amino acids)
Biological process (GO): positive regulation of heart contraction
Molecular function (GO): corazonin receptor binding
Source: RefSeq, a predicted model, not a curated record
CAUUCCGGUGACGGCAAGGACACAGUGAACAUCUUCCGUGCCGGCUUGUAUUCGCCUUCCAGUACCACUUCUAGUCAGCAGCCGCCGCCAUGGUCCGCCGAGUUACAGUGGUGGUGCUCGUCGCCUCCCUCGCCCUGGCCGCCUGUCAGACCUUCCAGUACAGCAGAGGCUGGACGAACGGGCGGAAAAGGUCCACUGAGUUGGGCGGCGUGGUGGGAGUAGCCAGCGGGCGGCGUGCGGGCGUGGACUUCGUGGCAGCAGACCCCCGCCGCAGCCUACAGCAGCAGACCCCCGCCCCCCGCCGCCCCCUGCCCCGGGACAUUGAGGAGAGGCUGCGAGCGGUGGAGGCGGGAGUGAGUGCCCUUCUUCGCGCCGCCCAGCAGAACCCCGAGGCAGCAGCAGCAGCAGUAGCAGGGGAGCAGGACUACUAUGCCCAGAAUUAACCCUGCCAUACCCAGAGAAAACCCAGGGACGCAUCACAACGCUCUCUACACCCUACAACACCCGCUACACCCAGAAAAUACCCAGAAAGGUAUAAAUAUACUUCCUUCUACCUUCACAACACACACUGCACUCAAAACAAACCCAACACUCAUAACAUCCUCACAACACCCAUUACUUCCCUCACAACGUCCAUUACACCCUCACAUUCCCCCAAAAACACCCGAAACAACAUCCAAACUGCCACACCGCGAUACACAAAACACACACACACACACAUUCUCACCUCUUUUUCUCUCCGAUACCUGAAGAAACGCACGCACUCUCCUGAAGAAGUGAAGAGAGAGGAGGUGUUGUAACGAGACGCCGCUGUGUGUGUAUGUGUGUGUGUGUGUGCGUGUGUGCGUGUGUGCGGAUCACUCAGUCGUCUGUGGAGAGAAGAAUUAUUACUGGUUGAUGUCAUUAUGAUGUCAGGAAGGUGAUAAUAAUAAAUAUAUACCUUUAUCUAUA